Protopolystoma xenopodis is the source of this 702-nucleotide messenger RNA. The record is from the annotation of a GenBank genome assembly. Lineage: Eukaryota; Metazoa; Platyhelminthes; Monogenea; Polystomatidea; Polystomatidae.
GUCUGCCUUGAUGAGGCUCAAAUGGUGGAGAGGAUCACCUCCAAAACUGCAAAAAUGCUUAACCAAAUUCAUAGUGUCAACAGAUGGUGCAUAACCGGCACGCCAGCUGAGAAGAGCAUAGAAGCUUACUAUGGUUUUCCAUUCUGUCCUCUGUUCCCUUACUGUUCCAUGCCGACAGAUUUCUUCGGCUUAUUUGCUUUCCUUAAAUUCCCUCCUUUUUCUAUUCAACUCUACUGGAGAACUCUUCUUUACCAGCCUUUCCUAGCCGCCGUUUCAUCUCUCACAAACCAGGAAUCCAGCAAACAAAAACAGCUAUUUAACGACCAUAAGGAUUGUAAUCUGCAGAAUGAGCUAUCUUCGAAUUCCACUAAAAGACUGGAUAACGAGCUUAUUCUAUUUGGCGAUUUUAUAAAGCCUACCGGUUCCGAAAACUCAGUUCUAAGGCAGGGUGUACCGAAGAACGACAAUCACAGUGGUGAUGAAAUAAAUUCCAUCGAUGAAGACGAGGACAACUCUUCUCCCUCAUUAGGACAACCGAUCGAUUCAAGUCAAGAAGAUAGAAAGUUAACCAGGAGAAUUGGUCGAACUGCUCUGGCGCGUGUGUUGCGUGAACUGCUUUGGCGCAACACCAAGCAGUUGGUUGGCGACCAGUUGGCUUUGCCAUCAUUGACUGAGCGUGUGCAUUGGUCAGCUAUUCUCUAA